Molecule: messenger RNA, 2554 nt
Organism: Mya arenaria
Lineage: Eukaryota; Metazoa; Mollusca; Bivalvia; Myida; Myidae
Exons: 2
Coding region: 685-2172 (495 amino acids)
Molecular function (GO): protein binding
Source: RefSeq, a predicted model, not a curated record
CAAUUUGUGAAAUUCACUAUCAAGUGUUAUCGGCCUUAACGUCAAAUUAAUGUGUUUUUAUAUCUAUAUUCGAGUUCAUUUAUAUAAGAUCUUAAGGACGCAUGAGAAAUUGUCGUGUCAACGUUGUUUGUAGUUUGUAUUUAUCAGGAGUUAUAUUAUUACCAAGGUGAAAAUCGAUGUGAAAUAGGUUCCAUUGAAACUUUCAUGUCAAUAUUGAAAAUAGAGGCUAAUUAAGAAAACAAGAUUAGUAUCGGAACAUACAUGGGUUAAACUAACCGUGUAUUAGUCAAGUUUUCCAAUAUUGAUAGUAAUUAAGAUCAUAAAUAUCAAUGAAAUGUGAACUUUUUCAAAAACUUGAAUCAGGAUGGUAAUGUGAAGAUGUAAGGAAUACCGACAGACAGACAACAUGUAAAAUAAGCACAUACAAUGCUGGGGAGAAGCAGUAAUCAAUGGCUGCCCACCUCAACCAAACCGAGCUGAGAUCGCAAGACUUCUGGUACAAGCUUAGCCCCGCCCGGGCAGGGUAAUCGCCAGCCUUGGACUGUCGGUUCUACCGUAAAAACGCCUGACCAGGUCUUCCGCAAGUCUCACUACGUCAGGAAAGGACAAUUGCUAAGCUCAGAUAGUCAGUACAACCGUUCCCUCGCCUACGCAGAACAACCGCCAAUUACCACGGCCGCCGCCAUGAAGAAUCCCCGGAAUCACGUGCCCAUGGGUCUCCUUGACAUCAUCAAAAAUGGUUACUUUCAGCAGGUGCGCUUCUUGGUCGAGUCAGGGACUGAUCUGGAUCAGAAAGACGAGGAAAGGCGUACGGCGCUCAUGUUGUGCGCGUUCAUUGAACCGGAGAAUUGGGGAGUGGGGCUGUGUCGGCUGCUGAUAGAGAACGGGGCGACGCUGUACUACCGGGACAAAUACGGACUGAAUGCAUUUCAUUUUGCUGUGAUAUAUGACCGGGUCGAGCUGGUCCGUGUGUACCUAAAAGCAAUAGACUUUAACUUAAAAGAAGCGGACAAGCUUGGCAACACGGCCCUUCAUUAUGCUGUGCGUGCCGGAAAUCCUGUAGUCACAAAGCUGAUUGCGCAGGCGUAUGUGAAAUACCGUAUUCCGUUCGAUAAGGCGAACAACGACGGCUUUACGGCGUUACAGGAGGCGCAUCGUCUAAACAAGCGUCGAUGUGCAAGGAUUCUGGAGAAUACAGAGGUUUUAGCGGAUAUGACGCAUAUUGAAGCCAACACUCCGCUAGACAUGAACGGCUUGGAACAAGCUGACGACAGGGCGUCUCAAAGGAGUCUCCAGAAGUCGCCUAGUCGUCCGCGAUUGUCUGUGGUGUCGCACCACAGCUCAAAAUCCAGCCUUUUAUCCAGCAGUGACAUUUCCAGCUUCCGUCGCUCCCCUACGAUUUACAGCAUUGUCACGCGGACCCGACGGACGCGCCGAGUGCGAGAGCCGCAAGAAAGCAUUAUGCCGAAUGAGAAGAAUAACAAACAGCUUAUACGGUGUGCAAGUACUAGUGACUUGCGUAACAAUCCAGAAUACUUGUUUCAAAUAUCGCCCAUAGACGCUACGUACCACAAUGACGUACAUACGGACACUACUAGUAAACGUUCGGGAAGGGCUAAAUCUGCAUUUGUAAGGCGUUCUGACGUGGAAAGUGGUUCAUUUCACCCUCGGAACAAUUGGCGCACAGAAUUAAGAACGCUCUACAUGAAGUAUGAGUUUCAGUGUACGCCUUCGUACCGGGACAGCGUCGUUUCUGAGGAUACGGAAAACGCGUCACUUCCGCCCUUAGAUAAACCGAUAACGCCGGCGACGUCAGAGCACGCGAUCAAUGAUGACGAAAAAGGACGUAAAUCUCGAGCCAAGAGCGCCGCUGCCUCGAAAGAAAAAACAGAUGAAAGUCUAAGUGCUGGCAAAACCCGCCAACAUGGCCAGCAGUCAAAAACAAACACACGUAAAAACUCACAGGUCACCGGCCACGGCGGAAAGAUGGGUUCCGUUGAUGGCUCGCUAGAAUCCAGCAGUGAGUCUAUAAAUAGCUCAGCAUCGUCAAAACGUCAGGCGGACGGAAAAAUAUCAAAAACGGGCAAAGAGGGCGGACGUCAAAGCCGAACGACGACCCAUAAAGGGGCGGCAACAAAUGUUGAUGACUCGUUACGUGUUAUAAAUGAGUGACAUUAUUUAGUUUUUUUCUACAGAUUUUUACGUUCAGACGUACAUGUUAUGACUGAAUGACGUCAAUUCGUUUACAUUUUGACGUCAAUUGUUAUUUGUUAUAAAUGAGUGACGUCAUGAUUAUUUUGACGUAAAUAGCCAUAGGUACGCUUUCGUUACAGAUUUAUGAAUACAAGCAUUUAGUAUACGUACGUUAGAAACUCAUGAACUGAUAAGAGUAGAAGUUGUACUUAUUUUUGGUCAUAUGUGCAGAGGCCCCGUAUCAUAUUUUUACAUAGUUUACUAAUCAGUUUUGUAGAAGGAACAUUUGAGUCAUUGUUAUUAUUUGGUAAAUGGUUUAUCUUAAUCGUGAAAGAUGAAUAACGUUCAUGGUUCUAAUAAA